Aplysia californica (California sea hare) is the source of this 750-nucleotide messenger RNA. RefSeq names its product retinal-binding protein. Gene Ontology annotation, cellular component: cytoplasm. Lineage: Eukaryota; Metazoa; Mollusca; Gastropoda; Aplysiida; Aplysiidae. The record is from RefSeq and is a predicted model, not a curated record.
GUGUUGAAAAAGUAUCUGACUGGCGGCACGUGUGGUUAUGACAAAGACGGGUCCCCUGUGCGAGUGGAGCUCUACGGCCAUCUGGACAUGAAAGGGUUAAUGUACUCAGCCCGCAAGGCUGAUAUGGAAAGGGUUAAACUGAAGCAGUGCGAGGCUCACGUGCGGGACUGGGCGGUCAUGUCGAAAAAGGCCUGCAGAUGUAUCUUCAUCUAGUGAGAGUGUUGGAGGACAACUACCCUGAAAUGUUGAAGCGCAUGUUUGUUAUAAAUGCGCCACGCAUUUUUCCAAUUUUGUACAAAAUUUGCCGACCGCUUGUGAGUGAUGACACGAAGAACAAGAUUCACGUACUGGGAUCGGACUAUUCAUCCACUUUGUUGAAAUACAUCGACGCAGAAGAACUACCUGCGUUUUUGGGAGGAAAGAAAACAGAUCCUGACGGCAACCCUCGAUGUUCCACCUUAAUAUGCCAGGGAGGCAAUGUCCCCGAGGAAUACUACCUCAAUGAAGCGGAGAGUUCCGAACAUAUGGAGAGUACCACUGUGCCAAGGGGAGACAAGUUCAGUGUUGAUGUCGAGGUCACGAAACCUGGCAGCGUGUUACGCUGGGAGUUCAAGACAGACGGCUACGACAUCGGCUUUGGCGUGUUCCGAGUGGAAGGCAAGGAGAGUGUGGCUGUAGUGCCCGUGGAGAGGGUCAAUAGCCAUAUGGUGCCAGAGGACGGGAGCUAUACAUGUGAUGUAGCCGCUACUU